Oryzias melastigma (Indian medaka) is the source of this 4967-nucleotide messenger RNA. It is a transcript of the gene dnajc6, whose product is annotated as DnaJ (Hsp40) homolog, subfamily C, member 6. The record is from RefSeq and is a predicted model, not a curated record. Gene Ontology annotation, cellular component: intracellular membrane-bounded organelle; cytoplasm; vesicle. Gene Ontology annotation, biological process: clathrin-dependent endocytosis; synaptic vesicle uncoating. Bases 300 to 3188 code for a protein of 962 amino acids. The transcript has 18 exons. Gene Ontology annotation, molecular function: clathrin binding. NCBI's taxonomy places the organism in Eukaryota, Metazoa, Chordata, Actinopteri, Beloniformes, Adrianichthyidae.
GUUCCGGGACGCAGCGGAAAGCAGCAGCUACCGUGUCGUAGUAAAAUGCGGCUCUGAGAGAAAGAGAGGAAAAAAAGAGAGGAGGCGAUCCAGGCAGAAAGAGAGGGAGAAGGAGGGAGACAAGCCGGCAGUUUUUUUCCUCCCGCUGCUCAGUCAGAAAGCAGACCGGGUGUCCUCCCCUCUCCUCGGACAUGUGGUGCGCCGAGCGGCGGCAGAGACGCACGGAGCAGCGCGGGCAGUAGCGUCGGCGGAGACGGCGCGGCUUUCCUUCUCUAGUUCUCUUCCUGUGGCCUUUGGUUAUGAGCUUGCUGGGCGCAUAUAAGAAAAAGAGCAGUUACGAUGGCUAUGAAUGUUUGCAGCUGGUCGAUAGCGGCGGGGAUAGCUACAGCAUCGGGAAGGGGAGCAGCAGCGGCACGCUCGGAGGCUCCAUAGCGGCCACCCUCGGACCGAAGGCGGCCCCGCUGAGAGGGGAGGACUGCAGCACCAUGGACAGCUCAGAUAUGGAUGCGAGCUACGGUGGAGGGCUGUUUGAUAUGGUGAAGGGAGGAGCCGGGAAGUUCUUCAGCAACUUUAAGGACAACUUGAAAGACACGCUGAAGGACACGUCCACCAAGGUCAUGCAUCAAGUUGCCACGUACACCAAAGGAGAACUGGACAUUGCUUACAUCACAUCAAGGAUCAUAGUGAUGACCUACCCUGCGGAGUCAGUGCAGAUUGGCUACCAGAACCAUGUCGAGGACAUCCGCUCAUUCCUCGACAGUCGCCAUGCUGACCACUACACUGUCUUCAACCUAUCACAGCGCAACUACCGAGGAGCCAAAUUCUCCAACAGAGUUUCGGAGUGUAACUGGCCUUCGCGACAAGCUCCCAGCCUCCACAACCUGUUCGCUGUGUGUAAAAACAUGCAUAACUGGCUCAAGCAGAACCCCAAGAAUGUCUGUGUCAUCACUUGCUCGGAUGGUCGUGCUCCCUCCGGUGUUCUGGUCUGUGCCAUGUUCUGCUUCUGCCACCUCUUCAACAACCCAAUUCCUGCCAUGCAGCUGCUCAGCGCCAAGAGACCAGGCUCCGGCCUCUGGCCGUCACAUCGCAGGUACAUAGGUUAUGUGUGUAGUAUGGUCUCGGAGAAGCCCAGCCUUCCCCACUCUAAGCCUUUAGUGAUCAAGGCCGUCACAAUGAGUCCAGUCGCCUGUUUCAACAAGCAGCGCAGCGGCUGUCGACCCUUCUGUGAUGUCCUCAUUGGAGAGACCAAGAUUUUCACAACUGCACAAGACUAUGAAAGGAUGAGAGAGUACAGGAUCCAGGAGGGGAAGGUCGUUUUUCCUCUGGGCGUGAGUGUACAAGGAGACGUUGUGGUUUCUGUCUACCACAUGAGGUCGACAAUCGGAGGACGUCUGCAAGCCAAGGUGUCCAACACUCAGAUCUUCCAGAUUCAGUUCCACACUGGUUUCAUUGCUCCUGGGACCAACAUGCUGAAGUUUAACAAACCAGAACUGGACGCGUGCGACUCUCCAGAAAAGUAUCCCCAGCUGUUUCAUGUGAUUCUGGAUGUGGAAGUGGAAGGGGUCGACAAGCAGAAAGACCUGACGCCUCCAUGGGAGCAGUUCCCCUGCAAAGACCUGGCUCCCAACGUGCUCUUCUCCUGCCAUCAGGAGCAUCAGGAUGCUCUGGCUAUUGCAGAGCCGACCCGGCCGCAGGGGGGCCCAGAUGGCGAGAAAGAGAGCGAGCCUUCGGACGAUGAGAUGCUCUCACUCUCCAGCCAGCGAAGCAGCAUCAGCACGGCCCCCCAGAGACCCGAGCCUCCAACGGCCGCUCCGCCUGCAGCCAAUGAAGAAGUGGACCUUCUUGGCCUGGGCGGGGAGGACAUCAAGGCCCCCUGUGCUUCAUCUCAAAAUCAACCCUCAGCAGCUGCAACCACUGACCUCCUGGGAGACUUGUUCGGGGGUCCACCUCAGCCAAGCAGUGGGCCCUCAUCCACUCAGUCCACCCCACAUAAAGUGGCCCCCAACACUGCCUCCCCUUGUCCCUCUCCUGCUCCACCGGCAUUUGAUCCCUUUGGGUCAGGACCCAUGCCGAAGCCUCAGGACAUGAUGGGUUCUUUCCUCGGACCAGGUAAUGUGGGCCAACCAGACCCUUUCCUGCAUGCAGCUCGCUCCCCAUCACCCACCAUGCAGCCCUCAAGCCUGGGUCGGAGUUCCCCCGUUCCACCCACAACCCCGACUGUCAACAUUCAGCAACAAAAUGCCAUGGGAGGAUGGGACUGGAACAGAUCAGCCACCACAAGCUCAGGAGGAGGCUUUGGGAUGGGGAGUCACUCAGCUACCACCAGUCCCACAGGAUCAGUCCACAGCACCCCCACCCACCAAAAUAAACCAAACACGCUGGAUCCUUUUGCAGACAUUGGGAACCUCGGUGGAAGCCUUGGAGGAGGUUCUGGAUUCUCCAGUAAACCCACUUCUCCAACCGGAGCUGGCCCUGCCUUCCCACCAAUGGGCUCUCCGUCGCGGCCUCCGCCGUCUCCGCAGCACGCAGGAGGGUGGCAGCCCCACUCGGGAGGAACCUUUCCUUCAUGGCAGCCCAACGCUGCGGGUGGAGGCGGGUGGCAGGCACAAGGACAGACCCCCAACCAACAGCCAAAGCCCAGCCCGAGCCACACCUCCAUGCCCCACACAUCGCCGCAGAAUCGACCCAACUACAACGUCAGCUUUUCCGCUAUGAGGGGAGGCUCUCCCAGCGCUGGGGGGAAAGCGCAGCCUGGGAUGGGUUCAAAGCCCAAAGCCUCAGAUGCCAACUUUGAUGACCUGCUGUCUGGUCAGGGCUUUGCAGGAACCAAAGAGAGGAAAGGGCCCAGGACAAUAGCUGAGAUGAGGAAGGAGGAGAUGGCCAAAGAGAUGGACCCUGAGAAAAUUAAGAUUUUGGACUGGAUCGAGGGGAAAGAGCGAAACAUCCGAGCGCUGCUGUCCACCAUGCACACCGUGCUCUGGGAGGGAGAGACGCGCUGGAAGCCUGUGGGCAUGGCUGACCUGGUCACUCCAGAACAGGUCAAGAAGGUGUACCGCAAAGCCGUCCUGGUUGUUCACCCAGAUAAGGCUACAGGACAACCGUAUGAACAAUAUGCCAAGAUGAUAUUCAUGGAACUAAAUGACGCCUGGUCAGAAUUUGAAAGCCAAGGACAAAAACCUCUGUACUAAAGAGAUCGCUGCAAGGGAAACGAGCGACGCCGGGAUGUUUCUGCUGACUCUGUCAUGUGUUACCAACGCGGACCCUGUGCGACGACAUCUGCUUUGACGACUGCGCUUCGACUCGCUUCUCACCCAGAGCAAUGAAUAUCUAUGUUGUAACUUGACUUAACUGAACAAAAGUCGCCAGAUGUACCCUCUGUGUGUGUGUGCGUGUGUGUUCUGCAACACUUGUAGCCCUGUGCUCUGCAUCAAACUACUAGUCAUGAUUUCUAAGAGACAAAUCAAAACAAGGAUGACAGAUAAAGGAAUCAGGGAAAGAUACAUGUAUAAGGCCCACGCAUUUAUUCAUGUCCGCUGAAAGUCAUCAUAAAUAAAAUGUUCUUUGAGCAGGAAAGGCUAGACUGUCAGAAAAACUGCAGUAAUUUAGUGGUAUUAAAGUAAAAAUAGACAGAAAACAAAGAACUUAUGUCCAAAUUAGAGGUGAAACAAAACCAUUUGGUAGCAUCCGUAAUUCUCUAUCAAAGCUUUGUGUUUUUCCAUGUUUGCCUGGGUCUGGGGAUUGUAUAUUUAGUAUUAGCACAUGUACAGUUCCUGACAGGAAGCACCUCCAAGCCUCAUAGAUGUUCAUUAACGCUCUGUAAAAGCACAAAAAGUCAGUGCAGCUUUGAACAACAACUUUAGUUUUAUCAUAUUUUAAGAGAUGUUUUCUUACAUAUCUGCAGACUUAUCGCAGUUAAAACAUUACCCAUCAGCACUUUCUGUUUACAGAAACCUUUUUACUUGAUUCAAGGUGUUUAUCUUUCUUUGUAUUUUCUGUAUCGACAGCAGCACUUUUAUUUAUGUCCUUUGGGUAGACUUUCAUAUUGACGUGAGUGCAGAAAACAUUUGGUCACGCUGCAGGUGCUGUUUUCACCCAAACUGAUGUGAACUUUUUCUCCACUUAAAGAAUGAUGCUUCCUCCUCAGCUUUUAUCCACCAUUUUAAAACUCUGCAUCCAUGCUAAUCAGUAGAAGAGAUUGGUGCAGCAUAUCCAAAAUUUUCAUAAAACAUUUAAUUUCAUGAAUUUUUGCUUUAUUUUGACAUCCUCCCAGGACACUGACAGGAUGCUCACAAAACACACGGAGUAGCUUUUAUUUCUCGCUGUUUAAUACAUCAAUGAUAUCCAGCUUAAACAUUUCAUCAUUGCCUUUGCAUGUUCAUAAACUCUGUUAACAUACUUUCCCUUGUUUGUGUGUUCAGGAAAUUUAUGUGACUUUCUUUUUCUUUUGCCUCGGAUGGGGGUUUGUCCAUUUCUGGAUAUUGACUGAAUUCUGCGCAGCCAAAAGAAAAGUGUGAGCGCUGGAGAUAGUUAUUUUUAUCAGAACAAAUCCCCACAUGUGGGGGAAAUGUGUGUCUUGGGGACAAACCCGAGGUCUCAAACUAUAAACAAUGAACUUGAAGCUGUUUUUAGUGACUUAAGAGAAGCACUGAGGACCUCCCUGUACAAUAACUCUCCUGUGGGGUCAUUCUGCAUUCUUACAGAUCAUUGAAAAGCUAACCUCUAUAGUGUAGAAAAUGAACUUGUGUUGUUUGAAAUAGUGGAAUGUAUGGGUCCGAUCUGAGUACCGUUAAGUCAUGUUUGCCUGUCUGCUGUACAAGUAUUACUAAAUUGUGUAAAAAAUAAAAUCUCUUCAGGUGUUUCUUUUCAGCUCUGUUUGCUGUUGCAGGAUGUAAAUAAUAAACCAGUGCGGUGCACAGCAAUAAACUGUAAAUGAAGCAAAAAGAAGAAAAAAAUAUUUUCAUUUUUAA